This is a messenger RNA of Abrus precatorius (Indian licorice), 1313 nucleotides long. RefSeq names its product ubiquinone biosynthesis protein COQ9, mitochondrial. Gene Ontology annotation, molecular function: lipid binding. The record is from RefSeq and is a predicted model, not a curated record. Bases 116 to 1033 code for a protein of 305 amino acids. Lineage: Eukaryota; Viridiplantae; Streptophyta; Magnoliopsida; Fabales; Fabaceae. Gene Ontology annotation, cellular component: mitochondrial inner membrane. The transcript is spliced from 6 exons. Gene Ontology annotation, biological process: ubiquinone biosynthetic process.
CGUUUCACUGCUACGUGGAACGCAGAGCUGUUUUGUUCUUCUCCCAAAAAGAAAACAAACCCUUUACCCCCGUACGUUUUCCCAAACUCAAUUCUGUGCCAACGACAGUGGCCGAAUGUAUCGAACGGCGGCGAAGCAGUUGUUCUAUGGCGCAAGGCACUAUCACGGCAAUGUUGGAGUUCGAUUCCGGCCUCCUCAGACGUUGAUACUCUCUUCUCGCUUUUCCACAUCGGAGACUCAACCACUUUCUAAUCCACACUCUACCGAUCGUAGCAUUCCCGUCACAGCCACCGAAACCACUAACUUUUCGGAUUCGGCAUCUUCUUCAUCAUCUUCGUCGACGACUGAGGAUGCCUCGCGCUAUGAGACCCUAAGAACCGGAGCCAAGUACGAAAAUGAACAAGCACGCGUGCUUCAGGCCUCGCUCCGUUACGUUGUAAAGUUGGGAUGGACAGAAGCAGCGCUAAUUGCAGGAGCAAGGGAUGUUGGUCUUUCCCCUUCCAUUGUUGGAUCUUUGUCAAGGAAGGAAGCAACACUGGUUGAGUAUUUCAUGGAUGAUUGCUUACAAAGAUUAGUUGAUAAAAUUGACACAAACGAGAGCUUUAAGAAUCUGACACCAGGUGACUGCAUCUCUAAGCUUAUCAGGUUUCGAUUAGAAAUGCAAGCUCCAUAUAUAUCAACAUGGCCUCAAGCUCUUAGCAUCCAGGCACAACCAGUGAAUGUUCCAACAAGUUUUAAGCAAAGGGCGAUGCUCAUGGAUGAGAUAUGGCAUGCUGCUGGUGAUAAUGCCUCUGACAUUGAUUGGUAUGCCAAGCGCACUAUCCUUGGCGGAAUAUACUCAACGACUGAGAUUUAUAUGCUGACAGAUAACUCUCCUGAUUUCCGUGAUACAUGGGCUUUCUUGGAUGCUCGAGUGAAAGAUGCCUUUGAUUUAAAGAAAACCAUUCAAGAGGCACAGCAUUUGGCAGAAGCUGUCACUACUGGGCUGGGGAACUCCUUACAAGGGUUUGUGAGGAAAGUUUUCCGGGGAUGAAUCAUGGUGGUAAGAUGUGCUGGUGGCAGGCAUUUGCAUCCCUGUUUACAUGUUUCGAACAAUGUUUCUACUAGACAUUGAUUAUCUCUUGAUAUUACACGUAGUAAUUAGGUAUCUUUCAUUUACUUCUAAUUUAUUCUUGCUUGGGCACUUCACUCAAGGCUUGAGUUACAGGGUCACGAGUGCACAAUAAUUUUAAGCUUGUGAAUAAUUCCAUUUUCAUUCUAUGAUACGAAGAAAUUACUCUUUUUUCCCCCUUCCCCCAAGAACUUUGUUUAUU